UAUCAACACCCAAAGCAGGUUCCGUGAAGGGGAGGAGAGGAUAUUCAUUUGAGCUUUGUCUCUUUACAACAUCACUGUCUGUACAGUAGGGUAGGCUUACUUUGCUAUAAUAAAUUAUUACCGAGGUGAUUUAGCAACCGGGUAAAAAUGCUCCAGUCUCUAGCCAGCAAUUCGUGUGUGCGUUUGAUACAGAAUCAUAAAUCGACGUGGUAUUUCGUAUCUUUAAUAUUGGGCUAUCUCCUUUAUCUCAUAUUCGGCGCCGUCGUCUUCUCGUCGGUCGAACUACCGUACGAAGACCAACUGCGUCAGGAGCUGAGGGCCGUCAAAAAGCAGUUCCUCUUGGAAAAUGAGUGUCUGUCCGAGGAGCGACUGGAGCGGUUUUUAAAGAAAGCCCUAGACGCCAGUAAUUAUGGGGUUUCUAUUCUCAAUAAUGCCUCGGCUAACUGGAACUGGGACUUCACCUCUUCGCUGUUUUUCGCCAGCACGGUGCUGUCCACCACAGGUUACGGUCACACAGCACCGCUAUCAGAUGGCGGCAAGGCCUUCUGCAUUAUUUACUCCGUGAUUGGCAUCCCAUUUACCCUCCUCUUCCUCACUGCCGUUGUGCAAAGGAUCAUGGUCUUCAGCACUCGGAGGCCCGUCACGUACAUCCACACACGGUGGGGUCUGUCCAAGCAGCUUGUGGCCAUCGUUCACGCCACCCUACUGGGCAUGUUGGCCGUCUCGUGCUUCUUUCUGAUCCCGGCGGCCAUCUUCUCUGCUCUGGAGGAGAACUGGAACUUCCUGGAGUCCUUUUAUUUCUGCUUCAUUUCACUCAGCACCAUUGGCCUCGGAGACUACGUACCCGGCGAAGCGGCCAAUCAGAAGUUCAGGGAGCUGUACAAAGUGGGAAUCACUGUCUACCUCAUUCUGGGUCUCAUAGUCAUGCUGGUGGUGCUGGAGACCUUCUGUGAGCUGCAGCAGCUGAAGCAGCUCAGGAAGAUGUUCUACCUGAAGAAGGAGAAGCCCCAGGAUCGCCUCGCCAUUUUGGAGCACGACCACCUCUCCUUCACCACCGUGUCUGACAACACAGGUGGCAAGAACGAGGACAAAGCCAAGACGUUUGUCAGCGUCCCGACUCUGGUCUCUCCCAAUGAUGAUCCAAUGAUCCAGUAAAAAAAAAAAAAAAAAAAGACCACAAAGGAUAACGGAGGGGAAUAAAAACGAGGGGAUUAACUCAUAGACAGCAUGAGUAAAAACCAAUCACGGCUUUAGGCAAAUUGUAGUCAAUGCUAAAAUUGUUUAGGUCUGCAGAGAUCAAGCAAACAAUGCCAACUACGAAACCACAAAACUGACAGUAGAGAUAGUGUUAUAGUGUUAUGCCGCAGAGAGUUUAUCUACAUAAUAAAAGUGAAAUUAAUAUUUUAACAACAGCUAUAAAUACAAAGUCAGUGAUUAAAGGAAAGUCCUCUGCUGUAUUUAUGACUCACAAAAGCUAAGCGCCUUUAAAAGCUACAUUAUUUAUGGCACACUUAGGAAUAUUUGAUGAAGUAAUUCGUCUCUUACGACUAGUACGACUAACUCGAAGACGGGAAACCUUCCGUCACACAUUAGGACAUAAGUAUGUAUGUGUCUUUUAAAUAGAGUUUUUAGACAGGUCUUUGUACAUAAUCGGGAGAAUGUUUUAAAUGUAGAGUAUGAAGUCAAAGCAGAACUUUACCUGAUAUCUACACAAAAAUAGCUGAUGCUGUAUCAUGGCCUGUUUUGGUUCCUUUUGAUUUUGGGGCAUUUUUUUAUUUUAUUUAUCUGAUUGUAAGCUGCUGGAACAGAGAGCUUUACAGAUCCUUUAUUGAUGUCAGUAUUCGUUUAAUUAUUGAUUUUUAAAAUAAAACAAUGUGGGUCGCACAAUUGAUUCAAAGAGUUACAUAAGGACUGGUUUAUCAGUUUUAUUUGCCGUAAAUUUGCUAUUGAUCAAAAGGUAGCGGAAUAUGUUUAAAAAUGUAACUUGGGGAGCUGCUAUGUAAGAAUAUUGUUCAUAUUUCGAGGCAUUUCUUGGUCUUCCUUACAGUGGGGUUAAGUGUUUUGGUUGCACUACAUGUGUCAUUGUGAA
Molecule: messenger RNA, 2089 nt
Organism: Poecilia reticulata (guppy)
Lineage: Eukaryota; Metazoa; Chordata; Actinopteri; Cyprinodontiformes; Poeciliidae
Gene: kcnk1b
Product: potassium channel, subfamily K, member 1b
Biological process (GO): stabilization of membrane potential; potassium ion transmembrane transport
Cellular component (GO): plasma membrane
Molecular function (GO): outward rectifier potassium channel activity; potassium ion leak channel activity
Source: RefSeq, a predicted model, not a curated record